CUAGGAGCUGUUGUUUCAGUGCAGCGACUUCUGGAAUGAAUAAUACAUAAACUUUAAAAUGCUUAAUUAACAAUAUAAAAAUUAAACCUGCAGGAAAAUAUUGUUUGGAGUAUCUUUUCAAUAACUAUCCCUUUCCCCACCCCAGAUCUAAUAGCUUCUUGAAGACCAAGGGAUAAAAAAGAGGUCAGACUCAGGCUGGCCACAUCAGAACGGAACAGCAAACAAAGAUUGCACAACUUCUCACAACCAUUUGCAGAAAUCUCUUUUGAUAAUAAGAAGGGAAAGCUGAGCAUAUAUCAAUUGCAGUGGGAAUUUUUUAAUGCAUCUUGGAAUAAGGAUGGAGAGAGGCAGCAGCAUGUAUGGAAGCAGAAUUCCCUUGGUUCUCUUUUUAUGUCAAAUUAUUGGUGCAUUGGACGUACCACUUGAUUCAAAACUCCUUGAAGAAUUGCCACAGCCUCCAACAAUAACACAACAAUCUCCAAAAGACUAUAUCAUUGAUCCAAGGGAGAAUAUUGUAAUACAAUGUGAAGCAAAAGGAAAGCCACCACCUAGCUUCUCAUGGACACGUAAUGGAACUCACUUUGACAUAGAUAAAGACGCACGGGUAAGAAUGAAGCCACACUCAGGAACUCUUAUAAUAAAUAUUAUUAAUGAAGAAAAUGGAGGAAAGGCAGAAUCAUAUGAAGGAGUUUAUCAGUGCACGGCAAGAAAUGAGCUUGGAGCAGCAAUUUCCAAUAAUAUUGUUAUACGGUCAUCCAGAUCCCCUUUAUGGACUAAAGAAAAAUUAGUUCAAAAAACUCUAACUGAAGGUCAAUAUGCAAUACUUCCCUGCGGGCCACCAGUGGGAUUACCGCCACCUAUAAUAUUUUGGAUGGAUAACUCUUUUCAAAAGCUGCCUCAAAAUAAUAGAGUUUCCCAGGGUCUAAAUGGAGACCUUUAUUUUUCUAAUGUAAUACCAGAAGAUACCCGUCAAGAUUAUAUCUGUUAUGCAAGAUUUAACCACACUCAAACUAUACAGCAGAAGCAACCAAUUUCUUUAAAAGUUGAACCUGUGGAUUCAUUGAAUGAAACUAUAGCUGCUAAUAUGAGUGACUCUGAUUUUUAUGGUGCCAGGUUAUAUCCAGAAAGGCGCCCAAGUCUUUUAACACCUGCUGGCAGUACAAGUAGUAAAACAGAGCUAAGAGGAAACACCCUUAUGUUGGAGUGCAUCGCAGAAGGAUUACCUACGCCAAGUAUACGUUGGAUUAAAGAAGGUGGUGAGCUUCCGGUUAACAGAACUUUCUUUGAAAAUUUUCUUAAAACCCUCAAAAUCAUAGAUAUUUCUGAAGCUGAUACUGGAAAAUAUAAAUGUAUAGCAACAAAUUCUUUGGGUUCUGCUCACCACGUUAUUAUGGUCACUGUCAAAGCUGCACCUUACUGGAUAAGAGAACCUACAAACCUUGUAUUAUCUCCUGGAGAAGAUGGUUCCUUGAUCUGCAGAGCUAAUGGAAAACCCAAACCUAGCAUAAGCUGGUUAUCAAAUGGUGUUCCCAUUUCAAUUGCUCCUGAAGAUCCUAGCAGAAAAGUAGAUGGUGAUACAAUUAUUUUCACGGAUGUGCAAGAAAGGUCAAGCGCUGUUUACCAGUGUAAUGCUUCUAAUGAAUAUGGAUAUCUACUGGCAAAUGUAUUUGUAAAUGUUUUAGCUGAGCCUCCAAGAAUCCUCACUCCACCUAAUAAACUCUACCAGGUCAUUGCAAAGAAGCCUGCAUUGCUAGACUGUGUGUUUUUUGGUUCACCUGUGCCUGAAAUUGAAUGGUUUAAAGGAGUUAAAGGUAGUAUUCUCCAGGGAAAUCAGUAUGUUUUCCACAAGAAUGGAACCUUGGAAAUUCCUGUAGCCCAAGAGGAUAGCAGGGGCACAUACACCUGUAUAGCAAGAAAUAAACUAGGAAAGGUACAAAAUGAAGUUCAAUUAGAAAUCAAGGAGCCAACAAUUAUUAUUAAGCAGCCUGAAUAUAAAGUUGUACAACGGACUGGGCAGGUUUCCUUUGAAUGUACCAUUAAACAUGAUACUACCUUAAUACCCACAGUUACAUGGUUGAAGAACAAUGUUGAAUUGCCAAGUGAUGAAAGGUUUGUUUUUGGUAAAUCCAACUUGACUAUUAUGAAUGUCACUGAUAAAGAUGGUGGAGCAUAUACUUGCAUAGCUAAUACUACUCUGGACAGUGUUUCUGCAAGUGCAGUGCUCACGGUUGUUGCUCCUCCAACAGCUCCACCUGUUGUUUACGAUCGUCCUGAUCCACCUUUUGAUUUGGAACUGACAGAUCAUCUAGAAAGAAAUGUUCAGCUUACAUGGAUACCAGGCGAUGAAAACAAUAGCCCUAUUACAAAGUAUGUCAUUGAAUAUGAAGAUGCUAUGCGUGAACCAGGGAUAUGGAACUACCAGACAGAAGUACCUGGAAUCCUCACAACAGUGCAGUUAAAGCUGUCGCCAUAUGUCAAUUAUUCAUUCCGUGUAAUAGCUGUCAAUGAGAUUGGAAGGAGCCAACCAAGUGAAGCCUCUGAACAAUACUUUACAAAAGCUGCAAAGCCAGAUGACAAUCCUAGUGACAUUCAAGGGAUUGGAUCAGAACCUGAUAAUUUGGUGAUUGCAUGGAAGCCUUUAAAGCAUUUUCAGUCCAAUGGUCCAGGGCUUCGAUACAAAGUUAGUUGGCGGCAAAAGGAUGGUGAUGAUGAAUGGACAUCCGUUACAGUUGCAAAUGUAUCUAAAUAUAUUGUGUCUGGUACACCACCAUUUGCUCCAUAUGAGAUAAAAGUCCAGGCAUUAAAUGACUUAGGAUCAGCACCUGAACCUACACUGAUAAUUGGACAUUCUGGAGAGGAUUUACCAAUGGUUGCUCCAAGCAAUUUGCAGGUACAAGUUGUAAACAGCACAUUAGCAAAGGUGCAAUGGGAUCCAGUUCCACUAAAGUAUGUCCGAGGUCAUCUUCAGGGAUACAAAAUUUACUACUGGAAAGUGAAAAGUUUAUCUGGAAGAAUUAAGCGGCAUGUAGAAAAAAAGAGUUUGGUUUUCACUGGAAACAAGACACGUGGAAUGGUGCCAGGACUGGAGCCAUAUAGCUCUUACAAACUGAAUGUUAGAGUAUUUAAUGGGAAAGGAGAAGGACCACCAACCCCUGAUGAAACAUUUAAAACUCCGGAAGGAGUUCCCAGUGCACCCUCCUUUUUGAAGAUUACUAAUACAAAUCUGGACUCUCUCGCUUUGGAAUGGGGUCCGCCUUCUCAUCCAAAUGGUGUUCUGGUAGGAUAUACAUUGAAGUUUCAACCAAUUAAUAGCACACAUGAAUUAGGCCGCGUGGAAGAGAUCGAUAUUCCAGCCAAUGAGACCAACUUGAUAUUGAGAAACUUAAAUUACAGCACUCGAUACAAGUUUUACUUCUAUGCGCAAACAUCAGUUGGAUCUGGCAGUCAAAUAACAGAGGAGGCAGUAACAAUUAUGGAUGAAGGUAAGAUGGGAUUAGAGAACCAUUUUGAAACCUCCCCUGUCAUGCAUACUGUACCUCCAACAUUUUAUAAGGUGCAACCAGUAUAUCCAAGGAUCAAAAAUGUUACGGCAGCUGCUGCUGAGACCUAUGCCAAUAUCAGUUGGGAGUAUGAGGGUCCAGUUCAUGAAAACAUUUAUGUUGAAUAUGGUGUGGCAGGCAGCAAAGAAGAAUUGAAAAAAGAAAAUAUUAAUGGUUCCCGGAGCUUCUUUGUGUUAAAAGGAUUAACACCAGGAACAUCUUAUAAAGUCCGGGUUGGUGCUGAGGGUCUUUCUGAUUUUAAGAGUUCAGAUGCUGUGUUUGAGACAGGCCCAGCAAAGGCAAGUCGGCAGGUUGACAUUGCUACUCAAGGAUGGUUCAUUGGUCUUAUGUGUGCAGUUGCUCUUCUCAUCUUGAUUUUGCUGAUUGUUUGUUUCAUACGGAGAAAUAAAGGUGGAAAAUACCCAGUGAAAGAGAAGGAGGAUGCACAUGGUGAUCCAGAAAUACAGCCUAUGAAGGAAGAUGACGGAACUCUUGGUGAAUACAGUGAUGCCGAUGACCACAAGCCUCUUAAAAAAGGAAGCAGGACACCUUCAGACAGGACUGUGAAAAAGGAGGACAGCGAUGAUAGUUUAGUUGACUAUGGAGAAGGGGUCAAUGGUCAGUUCAAUGAGGAUGGCUCCUUUAUUGGACAAUACAGUGGUAAAAAAGAGAAAGAACCUGCAGAAGGAAAUGAAAGUUCUGAGGCUCCUUCCCCAGUUAAUGCAAUGAAUUCAUUUGUCUAGUUAACGAAACUCUGCCCCAUUCCAACAACAUUUCCAAUUUUUUAAGCACUUGUACAUCUUCCCCCAUAUUAUGGACAUGAAGGAAACCAAUGUUCUACCCAGCAAAGUGUUUAUGCUAUAAGUACAUAUAGGUGAAACCGUUACUCUAUAUAACAAGUAAGUAUGAAUCAGAAUGCAAAACUGGAAACAUUUUGCACAGAACCUGCUUUUUU
This is a messenger RNA of Elgaria multicarinata webbii, 4494 nucleotides long. RefSeq names its product neuronal cell adhesion molecule (gene NRCAM). Lineage: Eukaryota; Metazoa; Chordata; Lepidosauria; Squamata; Anguidae. Gene Ontology annotation, biological process: cell-cell adhesion; brain development; axon guidance. Gene Ontology annotation, molecular function: cell-cell adhesion mediator activity. Gene Ontology annotation, cellular component: plasma membrane; axon. The transcript has 31 exons. The coding region runs from base 320 to 4282 and encodes 1320 amino acids. The record is from RefSeq and is a predicted model, not a curated record.